AUUUAUUUAAUUUCAAACUUUCUUGAGCAAUUAGUUCACUUUUUUGACCAAUUAGUUAAUUGCAUAAUCCAAUUAGUUAACUAUUUUAACCUGUUAGUGAAACAUUCAAAGCAAUUAGUUACACAAUGAAAUUGUUUUGUUUUUAUUGCUAUUUAUACUGCUUAUGUUCAUUACACAUUCUUUUUAUUUGCGCAUUGCAAUAUAUUGAACUACAUUCAUUUAUAGUUUCAAUUCACAUAAUGAGGUCAAAAAAUGCAAAUAAAGCAUCUGAUUAUCACGAUGCUGGGAAGUCGAGUCAAGAUGUUGAAGGCAGUUCAAGGCCGACUGAAGAUAUUCCAGCUAGUCCAAAGCUGAGUGCAGAUGAGAGGAAAAUUGGAAGGGGGCCAAAGAAGUCGAAAGUUAAAGUAGAAUAUACGGAAGAUGGCGGGGAAGUUGUAGAGUUGGAUAGGGGUUACAAACUAAAUUGUAGACCAGAGGCGUUGAUUAAUCUUCUUAAUUCUAUAAAGAAGAAUGAAAACAAAGUGAAAGCCAUUAAAGAGAUUGGUUUUGGUGGUUUGUUGAGUGUUCGACUUCAUGAAGUCAACACACGCCUUGUUCCAUGGCUGCUUCAACAUUUUAAUUGUGUUGGUCAUAUGCUCCAGUUUGGAGAAACACAAAAUGUUCAGUUAUAUGAUUAUGAUGUCUAUGACGUCUUUGGCUUGCCAUGGAACAAGGAUUUUGAUGUUCAAGAGACGCCAAGAAAGCGGGUUGAAGGAGAUGCCAACCAUGAAAUGAUUCAAAGAUGGAAUGAGAAGUUCCACAAGAAACCAACUGUUCAGGCACCCACCUUGACGGAGUUGGAAUCUUUUUUGAAAACAGAUGAAUGUGGAGAUGAUUUUAAACGUGCGUUUGUGGUAUAUGUUUUAGGUGUAUUUUUGGCUCCUACGUCUAACCGGUUGUUAGACAUCAAGGUUUUGAAGGCUGUUGAGGAUGUUUCCCAGAUUGUGAAACAAAAUUGGUGUAAAUACGUGUUAAACCAGCUUGGGUUUGCUGUCGAGAGGUGGAGAGCGAGUGUCAAAAAUGACAAGGUUGGUGGUUGUGUUCUAUUUUUGGAGAUAAUUUAUCUCCAAAGAUCGUUAUUUCGGGGUGUAGUCCCCCCUAAGGAAAUCUCACUUGUUCAACAUUGGAAUGAUGAACAAGUGACUGAACGUCUGGUUUCCGAAGAGAAUAUGGGUUUUGGGUAGCUUUGGUUGAUAUAACCAGCUAUCCCGUGUCUAAGACUUUUGCUGAUUUGUUAGGGGGUCUUAACCCUAUCAAACUCGAGGUUCCUGAAGCUUCUGCUGCUCCUGAAGCUUCUGCUGCUCCUUCUGCUUCUGCUGCUCCUUCUGCUUCUGCUGCUCGUGCUGCUCCUGCUGCUUCUGCUAAACCUUUAGAAGGUGCACCGGAUAAUUCCCAAGCUGAUCGAAGCAGGAUUAUUGAGUUUCAAAUUCCGGAAAGUCUUCAAACAGAUGCUGAAAUUCAAGCAACCUGCGAUGAUGAGUUGCAAUUGGCAAUGAGAAUAUAUUGUCGCGAUUUAUAUGUUGUGUCCAGUUUCCAUAAGGACCGUAUAAAUUUGUUAAAGAGUCGACGACAAGAAUUAUCAGACAGUCCAGGAUAAAGUGAUCCUGUGUUUUUGGAGAUAAUUGACUCAAUUGUUGCCUAUGCUGAACACUUGAGAAACGAAAAUAAUGCUGUUGAUGAUAAUGCUCCUUCUCAAGCUGUUGAUGGUGCUGCUGACAAGGGGCCAAUUCAGGAGAAUGUUGGUGCUGCUGACAAGGGUCCUGGUGAUAAUGGACCUGGUGAUAAGGGGCCAAUUGAGAAAAAUGUUGAAGGUUCUGGAAAUGUUGCUCCCCAAGAUGCUGAACCUGAACGAGAAGCUAGGAGUUUCUAUAGCAGUCUUCCCAUUGGUUCUGCUACAGAAGAAGUCUUCUGCUUAUCUGAGUUAAUGGAGAGAUUUCCGAAGACCCUCGGUCGUCUGAGGAGACUGGAAAAAGAAGUAAUUGACUUCUGUUUCUUGGAUGAUGAGGCACUUGAUCAACGAGGAAGCUUGAAGGUGCUCUUAAGACGAAGUCAGCUGAAUCUCUAAAUCAAAUUAUUGAUGAACUUAUCAAUAGUUGAAAAUAUUGGGUGCAAAUCAAUGACCACAGAUUCAAUCUGAAAAAUGUGGGAAUGUUUUUCUUUCCCAUUAUUUACCAAGAACACCUCUCUCUGUUGAUUGUCAACAUAAAUCAGAGAAGUCUUGUCUAUGUUGACAACAUAAUUUGGAGUAAGAAUAUUCAUGAUGAUUAUAUGGCAAUGGUGUCAUUGCUUAUUGAAGGAUUUGCACAGUUUCUGCUAGAGAUUGGUCAUGCGGCUGCUGCUGAUUGCUUAAAUUUUGAAAUGUCAAUUCUGGACUUUGCUGGGAGAUCAGAUAACCCUGAUCAUGUAGAUUGCGGAAUUUUUUUGAUGACAGCAAUGCAGUACUUUAAUGGCAAAAAUAUUCCCAUGGACCUUUCCUAUCGCCGUACAAGGAGAAUGUUACGGGCUAAGAUUUGUUCAACCUUAGUCCUUUCUGAUAUGAAUGAAAUUCGGGCUGAUGUGCUGGAGGAAAUGGAAUCAUUCAACAUGACUAAAGUUGGUAUUUCCCAUGCUGUUCGUGAUCGCCAAAAGAAAAAGAAAGAAGAAGAAGAAAGACAGAGAAAAGAAGCAGAAGCAAAGAAGAAGCUAGAAGAAGAAGAGGCUGUAAAGUUGAAACAGCAGGCUGAUUUAAAAAAGGCUGAAACUACAAGGAAAAGGUUAGAAACAAUUGCAAAAAGAAAAGCAUCAGCCCAAGAGAAGCCAGAAGGAAAUGACAAUGCUCCUUUGAGAACAUAAAAGUCAUCAAGGCGAAUUGCCAAGAACAACGAACCAGUGGUAGCAGCUGAAGCAGUGCCAACAGUAGAAGCAGUGCCAUUCUCUGAAUACAAAACUAGGUACCUUAAUAGAAUAACUAAUUCAUGGAAAAGGCUAACUAAUUCAUAGAAAAAGUUCACUAAUUGAUAGAAAAAGUUAAGUAAUCGUACAACAAACUAACUGAAGUGAAUACAAAACUAGGUACCUUAAUAGAAUAACUAAUUCAUGGAAAAGGCUAACUAAUUGAUAGAAAAAGUUCACUAAUUGAUAGAAAAAGUUAACUAAUUGAUAGCAAAAGUUAACUAAUAAUACUAUAAACUAAUUGAGGGAACAAGUUAACUAAUUGAUGGAAAAAUUUAACUAAUUGAUGAAAAAGUUAACUAAUUGAGGGAACAAGUUAAUUAAUAGAUGGUACAAGUUAACUUAUUGAUGAUAAAAGUCAACUACUUUUUAGAAAAAGGUAACUAAUUGAUGAUAAAAGUUAACUAAUUUUUACAAAAAGGUAACUAUUUGAGGGAAAACGUUAACUAAUUGAGGGAGCUUAUUUUGAAUUAUUUACUUGGUAUAUUUCAUAAGUCAGUCAAUCUAAUUCAAUAUAUUAGUUAAGCAUUAAAUUCAAUUAGUGAAAUAUCAAAUUCAAUUAGUUAAAACUUAUUAAUGAAAAUAGUUAACUAAUUGCUGCAAAAAGUUAACUAUUUGGUGGAAAAGGUUAACUAAUUGAUGGUAAAGGUUAACUAAAGAGUGGUAAGUUCAACUAAUUGAUGCAAAAAGUUAACUAAUUUUAGGUUAACAAUAUUAGUUAAACAUAGUCAUCCUGCAUAUUGUGACGUCAACAAUAAUUACAGUAACUUGACUUUUAAAAAUAAAAUCAAUUAGUUAACUAAUUGAGGGAACACGUUAACUAAUUGAUGAAAAAAGUUAACUAAUUGAGGGAACAAGUUAAAUACUUUUUAUUGAAAGGUAACUAAUUGAUGGAAAAAGUUAACUAAUUGAUAGAAAAAGUUAACUAAUUGCUGAAAAAAAUUAACUAAUUGAUGGAAAAGGUUAACUAAUGCAUUGUAAGGUUAACAAUAUUAAAUAAUUGAGGGAAGAAGUUAACUAAUUGCUGUAAAAAGUUAACUAAUUGCUGUAAAAAGUUAACUAAUUGUAGUAAAAAGUUAACUAAUUGCAGUAAAAAGUUACCUAAAUUGAUUAACUACUUGAUAGAAAAAGUUGUUAAAAAGUUAAAACAAUAACUAAUUGAUGAAAAAGAUAACUAAUUGAUGGGACAAGUUAACUAAUAGAUGGAAAAAGUUAACUAAUUAUUGUUAAAAGCUUAAUGGAUGCAAAAGGUAAACUAAUUAAUUGAUGAAAAAGUUAACUAAUUGAUGGAAAAAGUUAACUAAUUGCUGAAAAAAGUUAACUAAUUGAUGGAAAAUGUUAACUAAUGCAUUGUAAGGUUAACAAUAUUAAAUAAUUGAGGGAAGAAGUUAACUAAUUGAGGGAACAAGUUAACUAAUUGCUGGUACAAGUUAACUAAUUUGAUAAACACUAAAUUCAAUCCAAUGUCACUAAAAAAGUUGUUCUUUUGGGGUAAAAGUUCCAAAUUCUGUAGGUGCUGUUGACGAUGUUCUUAUCUCAAAGUAUCCUUUUUUUUCUUUUACUUCUUCCUUUUGUCUUCACUAGUGGUGGAUUUUCAACUAUUAUUUGUGGUGCAUUUGAUGAUGAUGAUGAUGUAGACGGUGCUAUGUUGAUUGUGGUUUGUUGUGCUUCAACAUCGUCUUGUGCCUUUUGUGCUGCC
This is a messenger RNA of Spinacia oleracea (spinach), 4669 nucleotides long. RefSeq lists its product as uncharacterized. The coding region runs from base 126 to 1223 and encodes 365 amino acids. Lineage: Eukaryota; Viridiplantae; Streptophyta; Magnoliopsida; Caryophyllales; Amaranthaceae. The record is from RefSeq and is a predicted model, not a curated record. The transcript is spliced from 7 exons.